AAAAUGAGGAUGAAUCAACCAACACCAACAUGAAGCAGCAGGGGAAGAACACAAGAGUGGAAUUACAAGAUAACUAUGAAAAUGCAAUUCAAAUGAACCAUAUUAGUCUUGGUGGAGUGAUCACUGUUAAUGAUAUCCACUUGGACUUGGAGACCAAUUGUAACAUCUCCAUGUCGAACGAGGAAUGGAAGAUACGCGCCGAGUUAGAGGCUGAUAUUGAAAAGGAUUUGGAAGAAGAGAUUAAAGAUGGUAUUCGCCAUCUUGCUUUUCGAUUGCACCGGCUUUAUCAACACCAGAGGGACAGGAAUGAGAGAGAAUCAUCAAGGGGUGGCAACAAAACUGGAUCAGUAUUUAAUAAGAAAACAUUUUCAGAGGUGAACAUAACAAUUAAGAUGGAAGGAGAUUCCAAAAUUGAAAUAAAUGAGAUCAAGAAAGUAGCUCAUGAAAAGCAUCAACCUAGGACUACUUCCAGUUCAGAAGGUAAGCAAGGAAAUGUAUUCCCUGGUAAUACCAAGAAAUUCAACUGGGUAGAUACUCUCCGAUCGGGGAAUCGUACUCAUGGUGUUCAUCCAAAUAUUAAACAUGAUGUGAAGGGAGGAAGAAACUGCAACAGUGCUAUGAUAGAGCGCAAGCGAGCUGUGAAUGUUGGGAAUGAUAAGUUACUUGAACUAGGAUGGAGGACUUAAAAAGGGCUAAAGCCAUACUCAAGUAAUAGUACAACUAUGUGAAAAUAAUGCCUUUUUGAAGGCUUGGAUGUGGGUUUUGAAGCUUAUGACUUCUGCUUGAAUAAGGACUACCGUCUUCAUAAAGGUUAAUGUGACAUUCUAGCUUUUAUGGGAACUGUAAUUAAUGAAAGGGAUUUUUCAAGCUUUGAGUGAUGAUCAUACAUCCUUUUUUGUGUUUAAGCUUGGACAAUCUUUUCAUUUUUUUUUUUUUUUUGUUGUUGGAUGAGUUUGAAAAAAAUAAUAAUAAUAAUGACAAUUCCAGCUGAGGUAUAUUUGUAAUAUUUCAA
Macadamia integrifolia is the source of this 1012-nucleotide messenger RNA. RefSeq lists its product as uncharacterized. NCBI's taxonomy places the organism in Eukaryota, Viridiplantae, Streptophyta, Magnoliopsida, Proteales, Proteaceae. The record is from RefSeq and is a predicted model, not a curated record. Bases 30 to 686 code for a protein of 218 amino acids. The transcript has 3 exons.